CAUUGUCAUUUGUCAACAAAACAAAUCAAUGGUUUUAUUUUGUGAACGUGAAGUUCCCGGUUUAAAAUUAAAUUUCAGUUAUUAAUUUAUUAGUUAUUCGUUAUUUCCAUGUAUUUUCGAGGUAAAACAAAAAUACAAAAAUGAAUAAGUUAAAAUUGUUUAUCAGCCAAAGAAGUCCUGCUAUAGUCGUAAGUCGUUUUGUCACAACAAAGAAGAAAAUACACGAUCCCAAUGAAGAAGAACAGCUUCCAAUAUUUCAGUACCCAGUUAGCAAAAGCUCAGACAGAAGAGUGUAUGUAUGGGGACUAGCCGAGACAGGUGCGCUCGGAAUACACAUGCCAAGGUACAAGAAGUCAGGCAAGAAGGCUUACAAGAACAACUUUAAUUUGGUUUGGCAUCCUAUGAGAUCCAGUUUUUGUGAAAGAUUUGAUGUGUUGAAGAUUGCCUGUGGUUAUGGCUUCACAGUAGCAGCUGUAAAAACAACAGAACAGCACAAAGUGUUUGGCACAGGCAUCAACACUGACUCACAGAUAGGCUACCAUGCCCCUAGGAUUGGACAUCCGCUGGAAAUGCUCCUUAGCCCUGCACCUAUUUAUAUACCUUAUACUUCUUUGGAAACCAAGAUUACAGGCCUAGCGGCCGGCAGAGCUCAUACCCUCAUUCAGACGGACAAUGAAGGUGUUUACUCAGUUGGUAAUAACGCAUAUGGUCAGUGCGGGAGGAAAAUAAACCCAAAUGAGGAGUAUAGAGGUAGCAUGGCUUCACAUAAUAUCAAGAGUCUGGGGAAAGAGAAAAUUAUUGAUGUUUGCUGUGGACAAGAUCAUAGUCUUUUCAUCACAGAGGGCGGUCGGGUGUACGCCUGCGGCUGGGGCGCGGACGGACAGACCGGUCUCGGCACGUACAACAACCAGGGCCACCCGGCUUUGGUCAAGGGUGACGUCACCAGUGAGAACAUUGUCAAGGUUGCCUCCACCGCUGACUGUGUGCUGGCUCUAAACGAUAAGGGAGAACUGUUUGGCUGGGGCAAUUCAGAGUACGGCCAGGUGCCGAUGUCAAAUAACCAGCAGCAGGUCAACAUGUCGUAUGCACUGGUCAACUUCACCAAAGGCUUGGGGAAGAUUGUAGACGUAGCAGCCGGAGGAUCUUUCUGUCUUAUUUGUAAUGAGCAAGGAGAUGUGUUUGUAUGGGGCUUUGGACUAUUGGGACUAGGUCCAAACGUCCAACACUCAACAAGACCAAAACAAAUACCAGCACCUUUGUUUGGAAGAAAUGAAUUCAACCCAGAUUCCAUGAUAACUAAAGUUGCCUGCGGCAUUGGUCAUUUGGCCGCCAUCACAGAUAAGGGAGACCUAUACAUGUGGGGGCGGAACAGGCAUGGCUGUUUAGGGUUAGGUCAUGAUAAAGAUCAACAUUUUCCAUUGAAAAUCAGCAUUGGUGCUCACGUGUUGUCUGUGCAUUGCAGUGUAGACCACACUGUUGCUAUGUGUAAACCUUUUACAUAGUUAUUUAUUUAAAAUUUAAGUAAUGUUAUAUGAAAUAAAAAAAAGGUAGCACAAAUAUAAA
Molecule: messenger RNA, 1563 nt
Organism: Bicyclus anynana (squinting bush brown)
Lineage: Eukaryota; Metazoa; Arthropoda; Insecta; Lepidoptera; Nymphalidae
Product: RCC1-like G exchanging factor-like protein
Exons: 7
Coding region: 141-1502 (453 amino acids)
Source: RefSeq, a predicted model, not a curated record